AGUAAAACCCUUCACAGUUCACACCAACAACGUUGUUCUUAUUCGUUUCAGAAGAAAAAUAAAAUCUCAAAAUCGAAGAGCUAGGAGAAGAUGUGUAGGUCGUCUGAUUAUUAUCACGGGUACCAAUCCAACGGUCGAGAUCCUUUGCGAAUCCGAGGUUUCUUUGUUCGGUUCUCGGGUCUGGAUACUCGGAAACCAAUACCGGAGUCGCUGACUCUGCUUUACCUUCCUCGUAUAAAUGAUAACGUGCUCGAGGUGGACGGGUCGACGAUCCGACCCGACUCGCCCGCGUUCGUGACGCUCCACCGGGUCGUGAGUGCGAAGACGAGGAGUGAGAACGAGGUUAUAUUCGGGAGCAGAGAACGGGUUCGGGCCAACGAAGCGGUGCGAUUUGAAGUUUACUUGAGGGACGAGAAGGUCUUGAAGGGGAUUUUCAGAAAAGGCGAGGGUAGCGAGUGGAAAUUGGAGUGUAAGUGUGCGAUAGAGAGUGAGGUUAGAGUUACGGAGGCGGAGGUACACGUGGCGGUGGAGGGACACGUGGCGAUGAAUGAGAAGGUGGAGAUGGUAGUGAAGAAUAGUAAUAGAAGGACGAAGAAGAAGUGUGCAAGGUUAGAGGAGAUUCCGGAGGAGAGAGAAGAGCAAGAGGAGGAGAGUGAAUCGGACGGCUGUUGUCGUUGUUGUGGUGAGGAGGAGAGUGGAUCGGACGGUGGAGAUUUGAGGGAAGAUUAUACGGUCGAGAUGGAUGUGGAAGGAGUGAGAUGGGCCGUUGAUAUGGGGAUUUGGGUGAUGUGUUUUGGGUUGGGGUUUUUGGUUUCUAAAGCCUCUGUUAAGAGCUUGAGACGCCGAAAAAUGUUUUGAUCCUUUUUAUUAUUAUUUAUUUUUAGGGGGUUUUAGUUUUUUUUGAAUUCUUUGAUUUGUCAUUGCAAUUGUUGUUCUAAAUUGUAAAGAACCAUGGGUUGUUGGAGAGUCAAUCCCUUUAUUUGACUAUUUUCUAGUCACAAUGAUUGACUUUUUA
Molecule: messenger RNA, 1015 nt
Organism: Quercus robur (English oak)
Lineage: Eukaryota; Viridiplantae; Streptophyta; Magnoliopsida; Fagales; Fagaceae
Exons: 1
Coding region: 91-858 (255 amino acids)
Source: RefSeq, a predicted model, not a curated record